AUGGAGAAACUGCACGAGUACCAGGGCUGGGCGGGACGGUGGCAUGAGUGGCGCGCCGGGACUCGCCAGCGGCUCGACGCUUGGCGCGAGCGACAUCCGGGCGGUGUGCGACAGUUCGUACAGGAAACGGUCCGGCAAGGCUGCUCGUUGCCGUCCGGUCCGGCCCAGCGUGGCACGACCGAGGAGCUGGGCGUCGGCACGGGAUGGAACGAGAGUGCCGUCGAUUUCUCGCACAUCUAUCGCCGUAAGACACGCCUCGAGCUGAUCCGCAUCUCGGCCGCGGUGAUGGGAAUCGAGUUUUCGUACGCAGCCGAGACGGCGUUUGUAUCGCCAACGCUGCUCAAGAUCGGCGUAGAGCACCAGCAUAUGACGCUGGUCUGGUGUCUAUCGCCCCUGGUUGGCUUCUUCCUGACGCCGGUGCUCGGCUCGCUGAGUGACCGGUGCCGCAGCAACCUGGGCCGUCGGCGUCCGUUCAUCCUGCUGCUCUCGCUCGGCGUCCUGCUCGGACUGCUGCUCGUGCCGAACGGCGAGGACGUGGGGUAUGCCAUGGGCGACUUCAAUCCGUACGCCGUCAACGCAACACUCAACGAUACCGGCGGUGGAGCGAGCGAAGCUGAUGCGCCCGCCAAGCGUCCCCGACACCCGUGGGGCAUCUUCUUCACCAUUCUCGGCACGGUGCUGCUCGACUUCGAUGCCGACGCCUGUCAGAGUCCGGCCCGGGCGUUCCUGCUGGACGUGACGGUCCCGGAGGAUCACGCGCGCGGACUGUCCACCUUCACCAUCAUGGCGGGCCUGGGCGGUUUCAUGGGCUACUCGCUCGGCGGCAUCGACUGGGAUAGCACCUCGCUUGGCGUCGUGUUCGGUGGUCACGUCCGUGCCGUCUUCUCGCUCAUCACGGUCAUCUUCGUGGUGUGCGUUCUCUGUACCGUGACGAGCUUCAGCGAGAUCCCGCUGUGGAUUCUGGAGGAGGAAAUCGAGCGCCAGGAGCCACCAGCUCCGGCUGACCCUGCGGCCGGGGAGGGUAAGUCCCCGGACCAGGAUUCCGCACUGCAGGGUCGCCCGGAACCAGCCUCGUACGGUUCGGUGGAAAGGAAGAGCGCUGUAGUCGCUGGCGGUCAGUACGACGUGCUUCCUGGCGAAAACUUUGCCGAAACUAGCUUCAGUCGCAAUGGUAUCAGGCCGCCGGGGGUGGAGGUAGCUGGCGGUAGCGAGCCCGCACCGAAGGGGAGCGACGCCGACGCUACGGCCCCGUCCGUCACGCUCGGCAUGUACCUGCUCUCCAUCGUCUAUAUGCCGCACUCGCUACGCAUGGUCUGCCUCACGAACCUGUUCUGCUGGAUGGCGCACGUCUGCUACUCGCUCUACUUCACCGACUUCGUCGGGGAGGCCGUGUUCGAUGGCGAUCCCAAGGCGCUGGACGGAACGGAGAAGUACCUGCUGUACGAGGCGGGCGUCCGCUUCGGCUGCUGGGGUAUGGCGAUGUACUCGCUGUCCUGCGCCUGCUACUCGCUGAUCAUCGAGCGGCUCAUCCGGCGGUUCCGCGCCAAGCGCGUCUACGUCGGCGGACUCCUCUUCUACUGUCUCGGCAUGUCGCUGAUGGCGCUCUCCAAGCACCGCGUUGGCGUGAUCGUCUUCAGCUGGACCGCCGGCGUCAUGUACUCGACGCUCUUCACCAUGCCCUACCUGCUGGUGGCCCACUACCAUUCGGAAGGAGUCUUCGAAGUGAACGACUGCGGUGUGGCGAAGCACGCCGAGGUGCCCAGCAUCCGCGGCCUCGGCACCGACGUGGCCAUCGUCAGCAGCAUGGUGUUUCUGGCCCAGUUCGUGCUCUCGAUCUGCAUGGGCUCGAUCGUCGCCUGGACCGGCACGACCACCGCUGUCGUCAGCAUUGCCGCCAUGCUCAGCUUCUGUGGGGCCAUCUCGGCAACCCAGAUCAUGUAUCUGGAUUUGUAA
Molecule: messenger RNA, 1953 nt
Organism: Anopheles coustani
Lineage: Eukaryota; Metazoa; Arthropoda; Insecta; Diptera; Culicidae
Gene: lovit
Product: proton-associated sugar transporter A
Exons: 5
Coding region: 1-1953 (650 amino acids)
Cellular component (GO): membrane
Molecular function (GO): sucrose:proton symporter activity
Source: RefSeq, a predicted model, not a curated record